AUGAUCCACUUGGAUUUGACAUUGCUCUAUGGAAAGGAACCUUACCGUACGUAUACGACUCGGAUCAAUCAAGACGCAUCUUAUCAUAGUUUACAGUAUGAAAUUAAAAAAUCAUUUCAUAUUUCGAAACGGCAUCAACAGAUAUACUUUCGUGGUAAGGAACUGACUGUGGUGGGACAUACUCUUCAAUCUGCUGAAGACGGUGAAGAAAUAAUCAUUAAACAUUCUCUCUACAACCAUUGGUUAGCGUUUGAGCAACAUUUUCAGAACGCGAGAAAAGCGACACUGUCUAAUACAGAGGUUAGAGAACACGCUCUCCUGGCUUUUACUGAAUAUAGUUACUUGAAUUCAUCAAAACCUUUUUUUCAUACCUUUCCUCAUUUGUGUUCAUCAGUUGACAGUUUUCUUACUACGUUUCGCUUGUAUAAAGACAGCCAGUGUGAACCCAUUACACAAGCUUCAGAAGCUUAUUUUUCAACUCUCUAUGAUGACGAUCCUGUUUGUCCAAAGCUCAGCAUCAAAUGGGAAAAAAAGAGGUCUCAAAAAAUUUUCAAUGCAGCGUGGACACUUCGAUGCAGCAUAUAUCGAGAAGAAACAUUGUUGAAGACUUAUUACGUGAGAACUCAUACGAAACUGACACAACCACACGACAACGAAAACGCUGAUCUUCGGGUGUUAUUUAUGUAUAAAUUACUUGAGAUUCUCGGAUUAGGACCAAAAGUUCACGUUUACCGGAACUCGGGGCAUGGUUUUGGCCUUUACACUGCUAGCGAAAGAGUUCCCGAUUUCAAAAGUUUCCAGUUCCUUACAGAUAAUACAGAUAAAAACACUUUAUUGUAUUAUCAAGUAAGAUUACUAUGCUUUUGCUUUUACCUGAAGGAUUUGUUAAACGACAAAAGAAAUUAUGGCGCUGACAGGGAUGGACGGCUAAAAAUCUUACACUUCGCGAUUCGUUUUCACAGGCCGAUUGCGAAACGACAGCUCGAAAUGUAUGGUUUUUAUCGAGGGAAGGAAAGCAGAAUUGGUAAAGAAUGUUUUUCGCGGUGGGAUCUUCUCCGUUGUAUAGAUUUGGCUAAUAAGGCAAUUGAAAACGAGAAAAACCUUUAUAAAAGACAUCCCAUCACUUGCGAACAACACCGUGAUUAUGAUCAAUACUUGACUAAGAUCAAGAACAAUGUUCAAUACUUCACAAUUCAUUUUCAUAAAUUAGAGCUUGGAGAGACAUUAUUUGCUCGUUGUCUCCGUGUAGUUGAUCCUAAUCAAAUUCCGUUUCGUACAAUAUUCUCAUAA
Messenger RNA from Auanema sp. JU1783, 1290 nucleotides. The record is from the annotation of a GenBank genome assembly. NCBI's taxonomy places the organism in Eukaryota, Metazoa, Nematoda, Chromadorea, Rhabditida, Rhabditidae.